AUGGCGUCCAACGCGGCAGGGAAGCAGCGGAUCCCCGAGGUGGCGAAGGUGAAGAACGAAGCUCCUGCCGAGGUGCAGAUCACCGCCGAGCAGCUGCUGAGAGAAGCCAAGGAGAGGGAGCUGGAACUUCUGCCGCUGCCCAAGCAGGAGAUUACCGUCAAGGAGGAGCUCAACGACUCCAAGCUGAGGAAGAGGAAGAAUCAUAAAGGAAGACCCAAAAGACACUGCUGUGAUGAUGGCGAGCAAGUCUUCACCACUUCAUCAAACCUGAAGAUCCAUGAGAAAACUCACACUGGUGAUAAACCAUACAGCUGUGAUCAGUGUGGUGCGGCUUUUACCCGACAGUAUCAUCUAAAGAAUCACCACCGUAUUCACACUGGAGACAAGCCUUACAGGUGUGAUCAGUGUGGAGUGGCUUUUGUCCAGAAAAAUCACCUAACGACUCACCAACGUAUUCACACUGGAGACAAGCCUUAUAGAUGCGAUCAGUGUGAGGCGACCUUUGCCCAGCAAAGUGCUCUAACGAAACACAGACGGAUUCACACUGGAGACAAGCCUUACAGGUGUGAUCAGUGUGAGGCGGCUUUUGCCCAGCAAAGUAAUUUGACGAGACACCAACGUAUUCACACUGGAGACAAGCCUUACAGGUGUGAUCAGUGUGAGGCGGCUUUUGCCCAGCAAGGUCAUUUGACGAGACACCAACGUAUUCACACUCGAGACAAGCCUUACAGAUGCGAUCAGUGUGGAAAGGCUUUUGCCCAGCAAGGUCAUUUGACGAGACACCAACGUAUUCACACUGGAGACAAGCCUUACAACUGCGAUCAGUGUGGAAAUGCUUUUGCCCAGCAAGGUGACCUAACGAAACACCAACGGAUUCACACUGGAGACAAGCCUUACAGAUGCAAUCAGUGUGGAAAAGCUUUCGCCCAGCAAGGUGAUCUAACGAAACACCGACGGAUUCACACUGGAGACAAGCCUUACAGAUGCGAUCAUUGUGGAAAGGCUUUUACCGAGCAAUGUCAUCUGACGAGACAUCAACGUAUUCACACUGGAGACAAGCCCUACAGGUGUCAUCAGUGUGGAGCGGCUUUUGCCGAGCAAGGUACUCUAACGAGACAUCAACGUAUUCACACUGGAAACAAGCCCUACAGGUGUGAUCAGUGUGGAGCGGCUUUUGCCGAGCAAGGUACUCUAACGACUCACCAACGUAUUCACACUGGAAACAAGCCUUACAGCUGUGAUCAGUGUGGUGCGGCUUUUGCCCGACAAUAUCAUCUAAAGACUCACCAACGUAUUCACACUGGAGACAAGCCUUACAGGUGUGAUCAGUGUGGUGCGGCUUUUACCCGACAAUAUACUCUAAAGAAUCACCAACGUAUUCACACCGGAGACGAGCCUUACAGAUGUGAUCAGUGUGGUGCGGCUUUUACCCGACAAUAUACUCUAAAGAAUCACCAACGUAUUCACACUGGAGACGAGCCUUACAGAUGUGAUCAGUGUGGAGCGGCUUUUGCCCAACAAGGUUCUCUAAAGAGACAUCAACGUAUUCCUCAUCUGGACCAGGAGAGAGAGAGAGCAGCUCUUUAUCAGGAUCCCCUGCUGAGCGUAACUAACCUUUGUUUCAUCAAGAAACACUGACCGGCCGGAUCAAACCACUUUCUCUUCAUUUACAAAGAUUCACGUAAGAGGCUGUUCUGUGUCUGGGCAGAGGAACUUAGUAACACAUUUUAAAAGUUAGUUUUACGUUGUGAGCCGGACUGGUGAUCCCGUCACAACUGUGCUCAUUAGUUGUACUCAGUUGAGUGUUUUUGUUUAUCUUAUUGUUUUCUCCCCUCAUUCUGCUCCUACUAACCCCCCCCCCCAAACACACACACACACACACACACACACACACACACACACACACACA
Cololabis saira (Pacific saury) is the source of this 1909-nucleotide messenger RNA. RefSeq names its product zinc finger protein OZF-like. The transcript has 3 exons. Gene Ontology annotation, cellular component: nucleus. The coding region runs from base 1 to 1638 and encodes 545 amino acids. NCBI's taxonomy places the organism in Eukaryota, Metazoa, Chordata, Actinopteri, Beloniformes, Belonidae. The record is from RefSeq and is a predicted model, not a curated record.